UGUGGGAGGGAGAUGGUCCGGGAAGAUGGCGUCGCGGGUGAGUGGAAUCGGCGGUAGCGGCGGCGGCGAUGAAAACCGGCUGGUGUCGCUGCCGUUGUCUCGCAUCCGGGUGAUCAUGAAGAGCUCGCCUGAGGUCUCCAGCAUCAACCCGGACGCCAUUUUCCUCACGGCGAAGGCCACGGAGCUGUUUGUCCAGUAUUUAGCCGUUCAUUCCUACAAACACGGCCAGGGAAAGAACAAAACAUCAUUAACCUAUAGUGACUUGUCCCAUACAGCAGAGAACUAUGAUACAUUUCAGUUCCUUGCAGAUAUCCUGCCAAAGAAGAUCUUGGCUAGCAAAUAUCUAAAAAUGCUGGAGAGAGAAAAAGAGGGAAGAGAAGAGGAGGAGGAGGAGGAGGCAGAAGAGGAAGAGGAUGAAGAAAGUGAAGAGGAAGAAGCAUCUUGAGGGUGACAAAUGACUAGACUUACAGCAUGUCCUUGUUACACAUUAACUUUUUUAGAUGACUUAUUCAAGUGAAGUCCUGUUAUCUCUGCAUUGGUUGAAAAUUGAACAAGUGGAUUGCCAGUUUUACAAUAUAUGCAAGAGCCGUAAGUGAGGGACUGAACUUGUGAAGAGAUU
Molecule: messenger RNA, 619 nt
Organism: Lacerta agilis (Sand lizard)
Lineage: Eukaryota; Metazoa; Chordata; Lepidosauria; Squamata; Lacertidae
Gene: CHRAC1
Product: chromatin accessibility complex subunit 1
Exons: 3
Coding region: 26-445 (139 amino acids)
Cellular component (GO): nucleus; CHRAC
Molecular function (GO): protein heterodimerization activity
Source: RefSeq, a predicted model, not a curated record